Arvicola amphibius (Eurasian water vole) is the source of this 3450-nucleotide messenger RNA. RefSeq names its product insulin-degrading enzyme-like. The record is from RefSeq and is a predicted model, not a curated record. Lineage: Eukaryota; Metazoa; Chordata; Mammalia; Rodentia; Cricetidae. Gene Ontology annotation, molecular function: metal ion binding; metalloendopeptidase activity. Gene Ontology annotation, biological process: peptide catabolic process. Gene Ontology annotation, cellular component: peroxisomal matrix; mitochondrion; cytosol.
AUGGGAGGACAGGCCCCUGGCCAGUCUGGUUUUAUCUCAGGAAGCAAUCCAGAGAUGAAUGUCAGCGAAGGACUCAAGCUUAGCAGAAUGGGGGAAACUCACCAAUCAAAGCCUGUGUUGUGUGGAGAAAUCAUAUUCAGGCAUAUGGAACACGUGGUUGUUGUGGAGAAAAUACCUGGUUCCAGAUCCCAAACCAGGGAGAGGGGCUGUGGGUGGAAGUCUCCCAAGUCUCGCGGCACCAAUACUGAAUAUUGUAUCAAGAUUCUCAGAGUGGCGGCUUGUAGAGUUGAGUCCUUCGAGAUAACCAGAACAGAUCGCAGCAGCUGCGCGGGGGUAUGGAACGGGUUCGCAUGGCUGCUGCACCCUGCGCUGCCCAGCACCUUGUGCUCCAUCCUUGGCACUCGCCCACCGCUCGUGAAGUAACAGUGUGGUUUCCAAAAAAAAAAAAAAAAAGACUUACAGAAACGAAUAAUCCAGCUUAAUCCAGCUAUCCAGAGAAUAGAAGACCAAAUUGUCAAGUCUCCUGAAGACAAGCGAGAAUACUGCGGACUGGAGCUGGCCAAUGGUAUCAAAGUGCUUCUCAUCAGCGAUCCCACCAUGGACAAGUCGUCAGCGGCCCUCGAUGUGCACAUAGGUUCAUUGUCAGACCCUCCAAAUAUUGCUGGCUUACGUCAUUUUUGUGAACAUAUGUUGUUUUUGGGAACAAAGAAAUAUCCUAAAGAAAAUUAAUACAGCCAGUUUCUCAGUGAACAUGCUGGAAGUUCAAACGCCUUUACUAGUGGGGAGCACACCAACUACUAUUUCGAUGUUUCCCAUGAACACUUAGAAGGAGCCCUGGACAGGUUUGCCCACUUUUUCCUGUGUCCCUUGUUUGAUGCAAGCUGUAAAGACAGAGAGGUCAAUCCAGUCGACUCUGAACAUGAGAAGAACGUGAUGAACGACGCCUGGAGACUCUUCCAGUUGGAAAAAGCUACUGGGAAUCCCAAACACCCCUUCGGCAAAUUCGGGACAGGAAACAAAUAUACUCUAGAGACUCGACCCAACCAGGAAGGCAUCGAAGUAAGACAAGAACUCCUAAAGUUCCAUUCUACGUAUUAUUAUUCGUCCAAUCUGAUGGCUAUUUGUGUUUUAGGUCGAGAAUCUUUAGAUGACCUGACUGACCUGAUGGUGAAGUUAUUUUCUGAAGUGGAGAACAAAAAUGUCCCUUUGCCUGAAUUUCCCGAGCUUCCUUUCCAAGAAGAACAUCUUAGACAACUUUAUAAAAUAGAACCUAUUAAGGAUAUUAGGAAUCUUUAUGUGACAUUUCCCAUCCCAGACCUUCAGCAGUACUACAGAUCUAAUCCUGGUCAUUACCUUGGUCAUCUAAUUGGGCAUGAAGGUCCUGGAAGCUUGUUGUCAGAACUAAAGUCAAAGGGCUGGGUAAAUACCCUGGUUGGUGGACAAAAGGAAGGCACCCAUGGUUUUAUGUUUUUCAUCAUCAAUGUAGACUUAACUGAAAAAGGGUUGUUACAUGUUGAAGAUAUAAUUUUGCACACGUUUCAAUACAUUCAGAAGCUACAUGCAGAAGGACCUCAAGAAUGGGUUUUCCAAGAGUGCAAGGACUUGAAUGCUGUUGCUUUUAGGUUUAAAGAUAAAGAGAGACCUCGAGGCUAUACUUCCAAGAUUGCAGUAAAAUUGCAUUAUUAUCCCCUAAAUGGAGUGCUCACAGCUGAAUAUCUGCUGGAAGAAUUUAGACCCGACUUGAUAGACAAGGUUCUUGAUAAGCUCAGACCAGAAAAUGUCCGGGUGGCAAUAAUUUCCAAAUCAUUUGAAUGAAAAACUGACCACACAGAGCAGUGGUAUGGAACCCAGUACAAGCAAGAAGCCAUCCCAGAAGAAGUCAUUCAGAAGCGGGAAAAUGCUGAACUGAAUGGGAAAUUUAAACUUCCAACAAAGAAUGAGUUUAUCCCUACAAAUUUUGAGAUUUUGUCAUUGGAGAAAGAUGCGACACUGUACCCUGCUCUUAUUAAGGAUACAGCCAUGAGUAAGCUGUGGUUCAAGCAAGAUGCUAAUUUUUUCUUGCUGAAAGCUUGUCUCAACUUUGAGUUUUUCAGCCCUUUUGCUUAUGUGGCCCCCUUGCACUGUAACAUGGCCUAUUUGUACCUUGAGCUCCUCAAAGACUCCCUCAACAAGUAUGCAUAUGUAGCAGAGCUAGCGGGCCUGAGCUAUGACCUCCAAAAUACCAUCUAUGGGAUAUAUCUCUCAGUGAAAGGUUACAAUGACAAACAGCCAAUUUUGCUAAAGAAGAUUACUGAAAAAAUGGCCACUUUUGAGAUUGAUAAAAAAAGAUUUGAAAUUAUAAAAGAGGCGUAUUUGCGCUCUCUUAAUAAUUUCCGGGCUGAACAGCCUCAUCAGCACGCCAUGUACUACCUCCGCUUGCUGAUGACUGAAGUGGCCUGGACUAAAGAUGAGUUGAAAGAAGCCCUCGAUGAUGUUACCCUCCCCCGACUUAAGGCCUUCAUACCUCAGCUGCUGUCACAGCUGCACAUUGAAGCCCUUCUCCAUGGAAACAUAACAAAGCAGGCUGCAUUAGGAAUUAUGCAGAUGGUAGAGGACGCCCUUAUUGAGCAAGCCCACACCAAGCCACUCCUUCCAAGUCAGCUAGUUCAGUACAGAGAAGUCCAGCUCUCUGACAGAGGCUGGUUUGUUUAUCAGCAGAGGAAUGAAGUUCACAAUAACUGUGGUAUCGAGAUCUACUACCAGACAGACAUGCAGAGCACCUCGGAGAACAUGUUCCUGGAGCUUUUCUGUCAGAUUAUCUCUGAAUCUUGCUUUAACACCCUGCGCACCAAGGAGCAGCUGGGCUAUAUCGUUUUCAGUGGACCUAGCCGAGCCAAUGGCAUCCAGGGCUUACGGUUCAUCAUCCAGUCCGAAAAACCACCACACUACCUGGAAAGCAGAGUACAAGCCUUCUUACUCACCAUGGAGAAGGUCAUAGAGGACAUGACGGAGGAGGCCUUCCAGAAACACAUUCAAGCACUGGCCAUCCGUCGACUUGACAAGCCAAAGAAGCUCUCUGCCGAGUGCGCUAAAUACUGGGGGGAGAUCAUCUCGCAGCAGUACAACUACUACAGAGACAACAUAGAAGUUGCAUAUUUAAAGACACUUACCAAGGAUGAUAUCAUCAAGUUCUACAAGGAAAUGUUGGCCGUGGACGCACCAAGGAGACAUAAAGUAUCCGUCCACGUUCUUGCAAGGGGAAUGGAUUCUUGUCCUGUUGUUGGAGAGUUCCCCUCUCAGAAUGACGUAAACUCGUCAGAAGCACCAGUCUUGCCACAACCUGAAGUGGUUCAUAACAAGACAGAGUUCAAGCGUGGCCUGCCACUGUUUCCCCUUGUGAAACCACAUAUUAACUUCAUGGCUGCAAAACUCUGAAGAGAGUGGAUACGUUCCUGUGUCUUCUGAGGCCUG